This is a messenger RNA of Schistosoma curassoni, 766 nucleotides long. The record is from the annotation of a GenBank genome assembly. Lineage: Eukaryota; Metazoa; Platyhelminthes; Trematoda; Strigeidida; Schistosomatidae.
AUGUGGAUUCGUGCUACCCAAAAGCGCAUUUCGUUCGAGAUUUGGACUAGUCCCAAGCCUAUAAAUUCAGAGCGACUAGUUUUUGCUGAGAUACAGAUACUUUAUUUUGCCACUGGUAAAACCAAGUUAUUAAGAAAUUUGUCUUUGGAGGAAGAUAAAAGUCAUGUUCAUGUUGUUGUGAUCAUCGGAGCCUCUGGUGACUUGGCAAAGAAAAAAACUUAUCCGACUUUAUGGUGGUUGUUCCGUGAUGGUCUUCUUCCCCCUCGAACUUACUUUGUUGGGUUUGCACGGUCUGAUAUUGGUACCCAGGACAUAAGAGCAGAAAGUGAAAAAUUUGCCAAGCUCUCAUCAUCUCCAUGUCAAAAAUAUGAAGAAUUUUGGGACUGUAAUUUUUACUUGAGAGGAGAUUAUACAAAUCCAAAAACAUUUGAAUUACUAAAUAAGUUUAUAGAGUCCAAGUGGGAACAAUCUGUUAAUCGCAUAUUUUAUUAUGCUAUACCACCAUCAGUUUAUAAACCUGUUUCAUCAUCUAUCAAAGAAUAUUGUACUAACAAAAACCCUGAUACGUGGACUCGAUUGAUCAUUGAAAAACCGUUUGGACGAGAUUUAGAGUCAUUUAAUGAAUUGAAUUCUGAAUUAACUAAACUGUUUACAGAAGAACAGAUUUAUCGAAUCGACCAUUAUUUGGGCAAAGAGAUGGUUCAAAAUCUACUAAUUUUACGGUAAGAUUCUUUCUACAGUACUUUAUAUAAUUAUUAACUCUCUU